CACAAACCCGAUUUCAGUAAAGGAAAGUAAGAUUCCUGCAUUCAAAAUAACGACUUAUCCUUUUAGUUGAAUUGGCGCUAUGGUCGGUGCAAAAUGAAAAUUCAUCCAUUGACAAAGUUUGCUUUAAGACGCAUAAAUGGGCUCCUUCUGUCUCCCCUGCCACCCUUUGCGCAUUUAAAUGAAGAUAUCUUUAUCGAAAACAGGACCUGGCUAGGAACAGAAUGGACAGGUCGACAGGUAAAGAUGCAGGAUCCUGUCUCGCGCGCCAUCAUGCAUUCACAGUUCGAUCAUUGGCUCAAGUUUGCACGUAUUGCCGUAACCACUGUCUCGUUGUCUUCCUACGCGGGAAAGGAACCAACUUUUCAUUCGUCGUGUAUCGCAGCUGUUCACCAAUCGCAACAACGUGGGCGAAGGCGACCUCACACUCAACGAAAACUUUAUAUUUUCGAAAGCGAUAUCUGACACAUUUAAUGAAGUGGGUCUGAAAGAAACGACAGGCUUAAACGGUUUCGAGUCGCCUCAACGAUGAAAGCAACACUCAUGGGAAUGAAGAACUCAUCGAAGAACUAUCUCGUGGACUAGAUGCCGUCGGCGAAUCUUGUUACAGCGAAUGCCGCGGGAUAUGCAAUCGAGAGAUAUGCUUCUCUCGAUCCACUUAAAAUUUUUUGGACUCCGUUACUCUGGUUUUCUUGCGCUACUUGCAUCUAAAGGAUGCUCGCAUUACAGCACAUUCGUAUCGCGCAUAGGGCACACUUACUUCUAAGAAUUUCCACUCGCUAAAGUAGAUCGUCGUAAUAAGAAACCAGUAACUUCGACUGUGACACAUAUUUUAUCUCGUAAAUAUAUUUAUUUAAUGA
Messenger RNA from Apis dorsata (giant honeybee), 857 nucleotides. RefSeq lists its product as uncharacterized. The transcript is spliced from 5 exons. Bases 94 to 462 code for a protein of 122 amino acids. The record is from RefSeq and is a predicted model, not a curated record. NCBI's taxonomy places the organism in Eukaryota, Metazoa, Arthropoda, Insecta, Hymenoptera, Apidae.